This is a messenger RNA of Trichogramma pretiosum, 2279 nucleotides long. RefSeq names its product facilitated trehalose transporter Tret1-like. Gene Ontology annotation, cellular component: membrane. The transcript is spliced from 2 exons. Gene Ontology annotation, biological process: transmembrane transport. Gene Ontology annotation, molecular function: transmembrane transporter activity. The record is from RefSeq and is a predicted model, not a curated record. Bases 785 to 2176 code for a protein of 463 amino acids. NCBI's taxonomy places the organism in Eukaryota, Metazoa, Arthropoda, Insecta, Hymenoptera, Trichogrammatidae.
GAUUCGAUUAACAAAUUGAAUUUUUCAUUUGCCAAAUAUUUUUAUAUCCUUGAAUGUGCCUUAAAAAUGAAAUUCGAUUCUAAGUUUAAGUUAGCGACUAUUUUUGUAAAAAGGGUUUUUUUGAAAAAGUUUUUUAUAAUGUUUUUCAUGAUUGUGAAUAUGCGUGCAAUAGACCUUCCCAAAUAUAGUUUAAGUAUGCAAUGUAAUUUAUACAACUUUUUAAUAGUUUUGAAUAAAUUUAAUUUUAAUACUGAUUACACUUACUAUUUUUGGAAAAAAUGAAAGACAAUCUAUUCGCGCGUUUCUCACUUGUGUUAAAAUGAUAAGCGGCUUGAACUUGAAAAGUUAUACGUCCUUAUCUAAUCAAAUGGUACUUCAAAAUUAUUAUAAACUUUAAUUGUAAUGGGAAACGCAAAAACCAGUGAAGUAAUGAGCGCGAGCGACCGCACAAAAUAAUAUUAGUAGUAACACUGUUGAAAUGAACGGAUCUGAUUUCUAAAUUUUGCGUUAAUACUAAUCUAAAAUCUCAUUUUCUAUGCAAAAUUUUUGAUUGAAAGUGAAAAUAUUAAAGUUAAGGGAGUAAUCCGAACUAUAGAUUUCAAUCUGUCAGAUGGUAAUCGAGCCAAUCGGAAAUAUAUUAAUGAAAAUACCGCCUUGAUAAAAGCUUUCGAUGUAGAUUAAUUUUGACGGGUAAUAAAAUUCUUCAUUCGCGUUUUCGACCCGAUCGGCUGUUCAGUUAUUGGCAGCGAGUUCAACGUAGCGCGUGAAAUAUAUAGCUUCCGACAUGUCACUGACUAAAGAAGAAGUGGUUUCUCAUCGGACGCUACCCAAGCAUUGGAUCGAAUGGACAUUGGCGCUUGGAGUUUUUUCGUUACUGGCUCAAAUCGGUAUAUCGAUCGGUUGGCCAUCGCCCAACAUACCUCGCCUGGAGUCCGGUAACUACACGCUAAGUGCCACGGACGAUGAAUUAUCGUGGAUAGUAUCGGUAACCGGUCUCGCAGGCGUCGUCGGUGCCUUCGCCUGCACCUGCCUCGUCGAGAUUUUCGGCAGCCGAAAGACGAUACUGCUUGCGUUCCUAAUCGUAUCCGUGGAUCGAGUCUGCCUAGUCUCGGCCAAUUCGGCCUCUUGGAUAAUCGCCUCGCGCACCAUCGGCGGCUUGUUCUGUGGACUGACCUACGGCUCGUUUUCGCUGUACCUCGGCGAGGUAUGUGUCCCAGAAAUUCGUGGCACUGUGGUGUCGAUGGCCGCCGCGGGCAAUCCCUUGGGAGUGCUCAUCGGUACCGUCAUGGAGUCAUACCUGCCCAUGAGAAUAUCGGCAUCGAUUUACCUGGCAAUGUGCGUGAUAUCGAUCAUACUGUUUGUUUUACUGAAAGAUACACCGUAUUAUCUGAUGAGAAAUGGCCGCGAGCUAGAGGCCGAAAAGUCAGUGAUCUUGUAUUAUCCGGAUAUCGAAGUGAAGAAAAAGAUAAGCGAGAUACGCGACUUUUUGGAAUCUAAGAAGACCGAGGUGAACGCGUGGGGUGAGAUGAUCCAGCCCAUCUCGCUGAAAUCCUUCGCUUACAUCAUCGCGCUGUUUGCCCUGCCGAAUCUCAGCGGCACGAUGGUCAUACAGUCGUACAUGGAGGUGAUCUUGACGAAGACCCGGUCCAUCAAUGUGGAGACGCAGCAGCUGGUCAUCUACGCCAAUAUAAUUUCGACCCUUGUGGCCCUGUCCACGGUGAAUCUGGUCGACAAGCUAGGCAGGCGGCUGCUGCUGAUAGUGUCGGGCUGCGGCUGCGCCUUGGCCAAUGCCGGUCUCGCGGCCUACUUUCACGUGAGCGAAGUCAGCGGCGGCGGCGACCGCGGCUCGAUCGACUGGCUGCCGCUGAGCUGCAUAGUCGUCUAUCUGGUGUUCUACGCGAUCGGCCUGGCGCAAGUGCCGAGCACCGUGCUCAGCGAGAUCUGCAGCGACAGGAUCAAGGGCACGGCCGGCUGCGUCGCAGCGCUCACAGCGUCCCUCAGUGGCUUUGCCAUCGCCAAGUCGUAUCAGCCGAUCUCCAAUGACUUCGGCGACAAGUGGGUCUUCGGCAUGCUCGCCUUGUUCUCGAGCCUCUGCAUUCCGUUUACCCUCCUGCUGCCCGAGACCAAGGGAAAGUCGCUCAACGAAAUACAAAAUAUUUUGCACAAAACAAAGUGAGCGUGAGAGAUUUUCCAAGUUAAAUUAUUUUUUCAUUCCACAGUAUUUGGUAAUGCAACUAUUGUAUGCGUACUUUUUGUUGAUCGAAUUUAGUAUACCUCGC